Messenger RNA from Nothoprocta perdicaria, 1035 nucleotides. RefSeq names its product prostaglandin E2 receptor EP2 subtype-like. Gene Ontology annotation, molecular function: prostaglandin E receptor activity. The transcript is spliced from 2 exons. Bases 1 to 1035 code for a protein of 344 amino acids. Lineage: Eukaryota; Metazoa; Chordata; Aves; Tinamiformes; Tinamidae. The record is from RefSeq and is a predicted model, not a curated record. Gene Ontology annotation, cellular component: plasma membrane. Gene Ontology annotation, biological process: inflammatory response; positive regulation of cytosolic calcium ion concentration; cellular response to prostaglandin E stimulus.
AUGAACAGCACRGAGCGGACGCGGUGCACGGGGGGCUCCGCGCUGCAGCCCGCCGCCUCGCCCCACGUCAGCGCGCUCAUGUUCUCGGCGGGGCUGGCGGGCAACCUGCUGGCGCUGGCCUUGCUGCUCCGCCGCCGCCGCCCGGCCUCGCUCUUCCACGCGCUCGUGCUCGCCCUGGUGCUCACCGACCUGCUGGGCACCUGCUCCGUGAGCCCCUUGGUGCUCGCCUCCUACCACCGCAACCGCACGCUCCUCGCCUUGGCGCCCGCCACCCGCCUCUGCCUCGCCUUCGGCUUCUGCAUGAGCUUCUUCGGCCUCGCCACCAUGCUCAUCCUCUUCGGCAUGGCGCUGGAGCGAUGCCUGGCGCUGGGCCAGCCCUACUUCUACGAGCGCUUCCUCAGCCCCCGCGCCGCCUUCGUGGCCCUGCCCGCCGCUUACGCCUUCGCCGCCGCCUUCUGCUCCCUGCCCCUGCUGGGCUUCGGGCACUAYGUGCAGUAUUGCCCCGGCACCUGGUGCUUCAUCCAGAUGCACUCGGACCAGCUGCGGCGCGACGGCAAGGACGUCGCCUUCUCGCUGCUCUACGCCACCCUGCUGCUGCUGCUCAUCGUGGCCGUGCUGCUGUGCAACCUCAGCGUCAUCGCCAACCUGGUGCGCAUGCACCGGCGCGGGCAGAAGACGCGCCGCCCGGCCGCCCUGGGCAAGUUCUCCAUGGCGGAGGAGGUCGACCACCUCCUCCUGCUCUCCAUCAUGACCAUCACCUUCGUCAUCUGCUCCCUGCCCUUCACGAUCCGCGCCUACAUCAACCAGGUGGACGGGGUGGAAGGCGACCACGAGUGGGACCUGCUCGCCCUGAGGUUCCUCUCCAUCAACUCCAUCGUGGACCCCUGGGUCUUCGCCAUCCUGCGGCCGCCGCUCCUGCGGCUCGCGCGCUCCGUGCUCUGCUGCCAGGCGGCCCCGGCGCCGCGGGACAGYGCCGAGGGCCCGGGCACUGCCAAGAGCCAGCAGGUGCCCCGGCUCGGCCCCGGCGGGCGGUAG